Molecule: messenger RNA, 5043 nt
Organism: Sinocyclocheilus anshuiensis
Lineage: Eukaryota; Metazoa; Chordata; Actinopteri; Cypriniformes; Cyprinidae
Product: probable serine/threonine-protein kinase kinX
Exons: 6
Coding region: 462-4493 (1343 amino acids)
Source: RefSeq, a predicted model, not a curated record
ACACUGCACGCGCAACAGUGCUGCACGCGCAUGACCGGUGCCACCUUUUUAGAUUGUUCACUAGGUUUUGACACACAGCCAGUGUGAUUUAGAGAAGUGUACUCCGAAAUGAUGUGUGGUUGAACAUGACAGGCCCAAUGACUCGUAUGCUUUCCUCACCACAAACCAACUCCCUGCGAGAGUUUGUGCUUGUGCGUUGGCUGGUGUCAAUGCUGCUUCACACAGCGCGUCUUCCUCAUUAAAACACCGGACAUAUGAGCACAAGGAACUCGACAAAUGCGACCUCCAUCACUCAGUAACGAUAUAACUUCCUGUAAAGGACUCAACUUAUAAAAAGUAGACGUGCUUGUAAUGGUCUGAAUGGGGAUGUUGUGAAAAAACCGCCUGGACGUCGCCACCAAAACUUCGAGGGAGCCUCAUUAAUCUGUCAGCAAUUCAUCAUUUUUUUUAUUUAAUCUGCUAUGGAUCCACCUGAAAGCUCGGUGAACCGCAUUGGUCGCACUAUUUGGACCGUUUGGGGUUAUCUGUCAGGGGCUGUUGCAAGAUAUCUCAGACCGGAAGUCACAGAUGAAGGAAACCAAAGUGUUCGUACCAGAACAGAAGAUAUUGACUUGAAAAGUGCAGUAAACAAGAUUAACAAAGAAGUAACGGCAAAUAAUUUCAACAAUGAAGGGAAGAAAACUAAUCAAAUUGACAGUGCAGAGGUCAAGUGUUCCCCAAUUAAUGCCAGAGUGCAAGUGGCUUCUGUGCCGUGGGAAAACACUGAUGUGGUCAAGGACGACAGUAAUGAUGAACUUCAUGUUCACACCACAAAAAAACAAACUUACCAUUGUGCAGUGUGGUCCACUGGGACUGAUUCAGACAACGAAGGACGUAUGGUUGGCGCAUGUGUUGAGAAAGAAGCAGUUUCAUCCGAUGAGGUUCAGGCUGAAAAAGUAUAUGCAAACAAUGAGUGUAAGGAGAGUGAAACUGCACACAAUUUGGAAGAAACUGGAAAGACUGAACAAAAAUAUGGUGACAAUGAAGAUAAAGAAGAGCGUGAUCAGAAUCAUGAGGAUGAAAAGUGUGCAAAGAAGAGAGAAGAUGCAUAUAAGACAGACGUAAUGGUCCAAUUUGAGCAAGAUGUAGAACAGGAAAAGCAGAUAAACAUGGCGGACCAUGGAGAGACAGAAGGCAUUGCAGGUUUUAAAAAUGCAGAUGAACAUCUAAUUGAAGAAAAGGAGAACGAUUUAGACCAGAAGGAUCAGGAGAAAACUGAGAAUGAUGAAGAACAAGGACUUGAAUCACAAGUUCAAGAUUUGCAGAAGAGUGAAGAUCCAGAUAACGCGGACGUAAUGGUCCAAUGUAAGCUUUAUGGACAAGAUGUAGAACAAGACAAACUGAUAAACAUGAUGGAUCAUGGAGAGACGGGAGGCAUUGGAGGUUUUAAACAUGCAGAUGAACAUCUUAUUGAUGACAUGGAGGUACAAAUUGUUGACCAGAAGGAUCAGGGGAAAAUUGAGAAUGAUGAAGACCAAGGAACUGAAUCACAAGUGCAAGAUUUGCUGCCACAGCUGGAAUAUUUAAAAAAAUAUUCUGAUGAAAUUGCUUACGUCUCUAAAAACGAGGUUGAGGAGAUGAUGCCUGAAACUAGAGGUGUGACUGAGCAGGAUAAGGAGAAUGAAACUGUGCAGGACUUGGAAGAAAUUGGGCAGCUUAAACGAAACGAUGGUGACAAUGAAGAUAAAGAAGAAUGUGAUCAGAGUCAUGAGGAUGAAAAGUGUGCAAUGAAGAGUGAAGAUCUGGAUAACACAGACGUAAUGGUCCAAUCUGAGCUUUAUGGACAAGAUGUAGAACAAGACAAACCGAUAAACAUGAUGGAUCAUGGAGAGACGGGAGGCAUUGGAGGUUUUAAACAUGCAGAUGCACAUCUUAUUGAUGACAUGGAGGUACAAAUUGUUUACCAGAAGGAUCAGGGGAAAAUUGAGAAGGAUGAAGACCAAGGAACUGAAUCACAAGUGCAAGAUUUGCUGCCACAGCUGGAAUAUUUAAAAAAAUAUUCUGAUGAAAUUGCUUACGUCUCUAAAAACGAGGUUGAGGAGAUGAUGCCUGAAACUAGAGGUGUGACUGAGCAGGAUAAGGAGAAUGAAACUGUACAGGACUUGGAAGAAAUUGGGCAGCUUAAACGAAACGAUGGUGACAAUGAAGAUAAAGAAGAAUGCAAUCAGAAUCAUGAGGAUGAAAAGUGUGCAAUGAAGAGUGAAGAUCUGGAUUACGCAGACGUAAUGGUCCAAUCUGAGCUUUAUGGACAAGAUGUAGAACAAGAAAUGCAGAUAAGCAUGAUGGACCAUGCAGAGAAAGAAGGCACUGGAGGUUUUAAACAUUCAAAUGAACAUCCUAUUGAUGAAAAGGAGAAACAAAUUGUUGACCAGAUGGACCAGGAGAUGACUGAGAAUGAUGAAGAACAAGGAACUGAAUCACAAGUGCAAGAUUUGCUGCCACAGCUGGAAUAUUUUACAGAGGAAGCCGAUGACCUUGCAAAGCCUGAAAGGCUGAAAGUAAUGGAAAAAUAUUCUUAUGACAUUGAUGAAUUCUCUAAAAAAGGGGUUGAGGAGGUAAUGCAUGAAACUGAGCAGGAUGAAGACACCACAGAAAGUGAACAAGACACGACUAAAUAUGAGCUAAUGGAGUCAGUAGAAACCCUGCAGAGAGUUUCCGAAGAACUAUCUGAAAAAAAAGUACCAAAUGUUGAACUGAAAAUGACCACAGUAGUGGAUGAGUUUUUCGAAACCGUUGAUACAUUAGAAGACACCCUGCUGUCGGAUUCAAAACGGGAUACUUCAGAAAAUACUCCUGUAACAGGAACUGGGUCACAUGUGGUGGCCAUGAAAACUGAAGGCAUGUUUUCAGAUCUAAUUGUUUGCGAGUUCCCUGUAGAAUUGAGGAAAGGGCCAGAGACUGCAUUGGCGGAGACUGAUUUGGGAUGUUUCGAGGAGAUCAAAACUAACCUACAUGAUCCCCAAACUCUUGCAGAAGAGCAAGCAGAAAGGGAAGCUGUGAUCACAUGCUCUGUUGAGCACUCUGAGACCCUGAAAGCAGUUGAUGAAGCAGUUGAGACUGAACAAGACAUUGAAACUUUAAUCGAAUCCUUGGGUACAACAGAAAGUCAGGCACAUCAGGAAAUAGACAAAACCGAGUUCUCACUCAAAGAACAUGUUGAUUUAAGAACUGAACUGAUGGAAGAAACAACUGAAACAAAGAUCAGUUCAGAAGAUGAGGAAGCAGAACCCUCCGAGAAAGAAAGUCAAUCAUCAGUCAUCAGAAAUGUCACUUUACAGUCACAUGAGCUUCUUGAGUUCACAGAAGGAGAAUGCAAAUCAUCUCUAGGAACAAUGGACACUUUCAAUGAAUCACUAGGAAAUUCAAGUAUGUCUGAAAUCGAGAUUAAACAUGUUGCAGAGGAGCAAACAGAUGUGAAACCUGUAUUAACAAGGUCUUUGAGUCCAGCAGAGUUUCUGGAGGAAACUCUACAUCUGCAGGGUGAAUCAGAGCAAUGCGCUGAAGAGCAGGAGAUCCUGGAGACAGAUGUGGUGAAGACUGCUUUAGAGUAUGUAGAAGGAAUAACAAAUCAAGUCUUGAAGGAAAUGAUAGAAACAGAAAUUAACUUCGUACAAGAAACAGAACCUUUGGCAGGACCUUCAACAGAAGAACCUGGUGAUGCAAAAUAUCAAGGACCUGCACAAUGUGUGUCAGCUGAUGCUUUUGUCCUGGAAGAAGAAGGGAAGUUAUUGGGUGAGACAAUGGACAGUAAGGUAGAAAUGGAGGUGGAAACCACAAGUAGUGAAGUUCUUAAACAAACCGAGCAACAUAUUAGUUCACCAGAGUGUGAAACUACUGAAGCUGAUGGACGUCGUGAUCAGAUACAGAAGGUCAUUGCUGGAGAAACAGUGUUGAGUAGUCAUGAAGACUUAAUGGAAGUCAGCAGACCUGGGAUGAAAAGAGGAUUUGAUUCAGUGAGCAAAGACCUUCCAGAGGUGAAGACAGAAGGCAAAUUUUAUUUGUAUCUACAGGCAUUUGAGGAAUCAUCUUUGGACUUUACCGUUCAGAAGUCUCGAAUUGCUGUGAAGAAUCCCCUAGUUCGGCCUCCCAAAGACCCCAGAAGGCUCCUCUUCAAGGCCUCGGUCGAACCUUUUGUCCCACAGCCUUCACCAUGUAGUCAGAAGGUUGAAGUCUCUGUUUCAAAUAAAGGGGUGACUGGAUUUAAACUUCCAGGACUGGGUGCAGAGCUGCCAGUAUUGAGAAAAACUGAGUUUGGGAAGAAAGCAAGAGAAGGAGGAGCAGCAGAGAGAACACUACAACCACAGCAAAAGUCAGUUGCAGUAACAGAGGAUUCUGUCAAACAAGAGCAAGUGCCAGCUAAACCCAAAUGGACACCGCCAAGGCAUCCUGGUAUGGGGAGUCCCUUCAUGAUGGCAGAACUCAAAAGCAAACUCAAAAAGCCUGUUCAGGAGUAAUAAUAUAUUUUCAGAUGCAUUCUUCACCCGUUUUUAUUUGUCUUAUUCAAGCACUAUGCAGCCUGGUAAAUAUUAUGGAAAGUUAUUCUACUGUUAUUCUAACUCUAAUUUCAUUUUACUUCCACUAUUUAGUUUGCUUCUAUCUAAGAAUCUAAACUGCGCAGACAUUUCUCAUGCAUUUUUCUUAAGAGUUUAACUGAGUAUGUAUUUAUAUUUGAAGGGGGAAAAAAAGUAUGAGUGAAAUGAUUACAUACUAAAUAUCAAUAAACAUUUUUGCACUUUUUUGCAGCACUUAAACUUUGACUGUAGUUCAAACUGUCGUAGCCAGUGUUUAUCACUAGGGGGCAGCAGAGAGUCACUGCUGGACAUGUAUGUCGUUUCGCCACUAGAGGGCAGAACAGAGUCGCUGGCUCUCGUAUCACAUUUAAAACUAUUUUAUUGCUAUUUGUUAUUGUUAUAUUGUAUAUUUCUUUUUCUUGUCAUUACUUUCUAUGUGUAUAAUUGUUUGGCAAUAUUGUAUGUAAACAAUCAUGGCAAUAAAGUACUUUGA